GCGGCGGACAGGGCGAGGGGCGGGGGGAGGGAGUACGCCGUCACGGGGAACCCACUCCACAUCUACGCCCUCUUCAAACGCCUGGUGCUCUACUGGCCCGAAAUCAACAGGCAGUUGGUUUAUUUCGAUACUGAAGAGAGCGAGUGCAACGACACCAUGGAGCAGUGCGCGAACUGGGCCGAGAGAGGGAGUGCGAGAUCAACCCCUCGUGGAUGUACCGCAACUGCCGCCACUCCUGCGACGUCUGCCCGAGCCCAGAGUUCCUUGUCGCAGCGAGGAAAGUGUUGGCAGCGGAGAGUGCCACCGUCCUGCCAACGGACAACGAUCUCAGGGGCACAGCCAUCGCGCUCUCCCGUCUUCGCAAGGUGUACAAGCUGCACAUACGAGAUCUGACGGAAGGACGCCUCCUGCACACCGUCAGUUCCGCCAAGUUAUCUGUAUACGACUGCCUGAGGGUUGCCAACGCGUCUUAUACCGCCGGUGACCUAGCUUCUGCCUGGAUAUGGUACCGACACAGCUGGAGGAUGACCUCUGACCUCGACUUAAAGGCUCAUAUUUCUAUGCUCAUGGAACCCGUGGCGGAAAUGCACGACGGAACCUUCCAGAACAACCACCACAACUAUUUUCCUGCGAAGAUCUCGAGGAGUCCGGAUCAGCUGUCUUGGGACUACGAUUAUUCCAAGCUAUGCCGGGGAGAGCGUAUGAUGACGCCUGAGGAAGCCUCGCGACUGCACUGCCACGUGUCCUCGCGAGGGAGUCCGUACCUCACCCUCCAGCCCAUCAAGUACGAGGAGCUGCACUUCGACCCCGAGAUGUACUUGUUCUAUGACGUGGUGUCUGACGAGGAGAUCCGCGCUAUUCAGGACACGGCGAAGUCAAAGCUCUCCCGCUCGCACGUCUUAGCCAAGGAGAGACUGAGCGAGAUCCGAGUCUCGCAGACGGCUUGGCUCGGCAACUUCACCCACCCAGCUCUGCCGGGGAUCAAUCGGCGCAUAUCUUACGUCACGGGACUCCACGUGUUCGAGGGCCCUUACGAGAACAGGGGCGGCGAGCAGCUACAGGUUCUCAGCUACGGUGUUGGGGGCCACUACCAGUACCACAUGGACCACUUCUUCAAGAUCUAUCCUCCUGGUGAAUGGAACAAUACAAAGGCCGAAAAGGGUACUCUCAUAAGUGGGGAUCGUCUAGCUACCUGGAUGUUUUAUCUGUCUGACGUGGAAGCAGGUGGGUGGACAGCGUUCCCGAGGGCAGGGAUCUCCGUGGCGCCCGUCAAAGGAGCGGCUGUCAUGUGGUACAAUCUGAAGCAGAAUGGAGACUGCAAUUGGCGGUCUCAACACGGUGGAUGCCCGGUGAUUUUGGGACAUAAGUGGGUUGCCAACAAGUGGAUUUGUGAGCACAUGAACUUUUUGAGAAGACCUUGCAGUUUGGACCCUGAAAAAUGAGACGAAUCCGCAAUACAAGAAAUAAUGGUUAAUCUAAUUUCAAAAAAUGGAGCCGGGGAUGGAAAAGGUUUUGUUUAUGGUGUGAUUUUGUUUAUUUUAUUUUGUUUAUUUGUGAUUUUGUUUAUUUGUUAUUUUGUUUAUUUGUGAUUUUGUUUAUUUUAUUUUGUU
Messenger RNA from Penaeus vannamei (Pacific white shrimp), 1610 nucleotides. NCBI's taxonomy places the organism in Eukaryota, Metazoa, Arthropoda, Malacostraca, Decapoda, Penaeidae. The record is from RefSeq and is a predicted model, not a curated record.